UUUUGGUCACUUUCUCUUCCCUCUCUUUAGUCUCCUCCACUUCAAUCGACCGUUGCAGCCUCACUUCACUUUUCAAACUUCAAACUCUCAAACCUUCUACCAUCAUUCAUCAAUGCCUCCUCUCAGCAAGCGAUCUCGAUCAGAGAUCCAAAACCCUCAACCUUUCACUCCAAUCGAUGAUCAGCAAUCCAAAAUGUCCCAAUACGAACUCUCUAGAGAAGAAAGAAUCCGCGAAAAUCGUGAGAGAAUGGGAAAAUUGGGCAUUUUUGACAUCUCACUUUCCCUCAAGCUCAAAUCAACCCCACCUCCUCGCCGAACUCCACAUAACCCUAAAUCGCCUAUUUCUCGCAACCCAUCCGGCCCCUCUCGCCGUUCUUCCAGGUUACAGAAUGUUGCUCCUAUUAGUUAUUCAGAAGCGCCACUGAAGCAAGAAGUGGGUGAGAAAAAAACUAGGGUUGUGAUAACAGAAGGUUCUAAGCCUGAGGUUUAUACUGAAGAACAUGAGAAGCUUUUGGGGAACACUGAGAAAACUUGGGAGCUUUUUGUGGAUGGUGUUGGAAAAGAUGGGAAAAGGAUCUACGAUUCUGUUCAAGGCAAAACUUGCCAUCAGUGCAGGCAAAAAACUCUUGGUCUUCGGACACGCUGUUGUGAGUGCAACAUGGUCCAGGGGCAGUUUUGUGGAGAUUGCUUGUACAUGAGAUAUGGGGAGCAUGUACUAGAAGCUUUGGCGGAUCCAACUUGGAAGUGCCCGGCUUGUCGAGGAAUUUGCAACUGUAGCUUAUGCCGCAAUGCUAAAGGAUGGGCACCUACUGGAUAUCUAUAUAGAAAGGUAGUACAGUUGGGUUACAAAUCAGUUGCACACUACCUGAUUCUAACCCGGCGCGCAGAAGCCGUUGUUGAGAAAAACGAUGAAACUUCCAACCCAGUUUCAGAUACAGAUGUUCAGAAAAACGACGAAGAAGUUUCCAGCACUGUUUCAGCUAAAAGGUCACUGCCUUUCUCUGAUGCAGACAACAAUGAGAAUAAGCUUGGACCGAUGCAGUUGGAGACUGAAACUGAUGGCGAUGAGGUUGCCGCAAAGAGAUUGUUGAUUUUCCCUGAUGAGCAAGAUAAGCUCGGAAAAGUCGAGGCAAGUUUGGAUACCGUGAAGCUAAUUGCUGGUCAGCUUGAAAAAGUCGAGGGUAGUUCGGAUCAGCUUGAAAAAGUCGAGGGUAGUUCGGAUACCGUAAAGGUACUUGCUUCGACCAGCAAACCUAGCCCUGACAGUAUUGCUGGAAGACUUAGGUCUAGGAGAAAAAAGCCAUGAUGAGGAUAAUUUACUUAAUCUAACACAGGGUAUGUUGAAGAGAACAUUCAACAAUGCAUUUUGAAAUUAUCGAAUAUGAUAAUUUGGUAAGAAAACCUGUUUUGCUAUAGUAAUAGUUGUAUCAGAAUGUGAAACAUGUUAAGUAUCACAGUUAAUUUUAAUUUAAAGGGCGAAGUAUUAUGUGCA
Messenger RNA from Lathyrus oleraceus (garden pea), 1492 nucleotides. RefSeq lists its product as uncharacterized. Bases 113 to 1306 code for a protein of 397 amino acids. The transcript has 5 exons. NCBI's taxonomy places the organism in Eukaryota, Viridiplantae, Streptophyta, Magnoliopsida, Fabales, Fabaceae. The record is from RefSeq and is a predicted model, not a curated record. Gene Ontology annotation, biological process: regulation of DNA-templated transcription. Gene Ontology annotation, cellular component: nucleus.